AUCUGUGGAAAUGAUGAAUCUCUUGCUGAAGAUUUUAUGUUUUUUUCUUUGGAACAAAGAAACUGUUUGGGUCUGCAUAUAACUGGCCAGCCUCUGACUGAAGAUGAUUGUGGUGUGUGUGGUAGAGAUGGUUCUACUUGUUAUGAUUGUGGUGGAAAAUAUAAAGGAAAUUCUUUUCAAGACUGUGGUGUAUGUACAUCAGAGAGGCCAGAGAAAGUGGAGAUAAGCUGUACUGCUCUUUAUGAUGAACGAGAAGAAAAUAUAGCUUUCAAUGAUAGACAUUUAUGUGCUCAGAAAGAAUUUCCAGAAGAUCCAGUUAAUGAAACAGAUGAUAAAGGAGCAUACAUUAAUAUGUUGUCCUUUGUUUUUCUGGAAAAUAGCUGCAAUUCCUGUGUCGAAGGCAAAAUGGGAAAAAUACCAAGUUAUGGUUUAAACAAAUGUGAUGUGUGUGACAGUGAUAAUGCUUGCAUUGGCUGUGAUGGUAUUCUCAAUAGUGGACGAAAAAUUAAUGCUUGUGGAAAAUGUCUACUACCAAGUGAUUCAAAAUCUAACAUGUCAAAGGCUCAACUAGUAAGUUUCAAGCUUAAUGGAGACUUCACAAUUCUAGUCGGUAAAAGAAAAGAUAAAUUCCUUGAAAAGAUGAAGGAACAAAUAGCUAAAAUUUUAGAUAUUAAACCAUCGGCUAUUUGUAACUUGGAUGCACGUUCUGGGCCGGAUUUAGAUGAAGAGAGGCCCCAGGCUAUUCCACUUGUGAGGCCCCUCCAACCCCCCUCACGACUAGAGGAAGAUGGAAGAGUUUUUUAA
This is a messenger RNA of Limulus polyphemus (Atlantic horseshoe crab), 804 nucleotides long. RefSeq lists its product as uncharacterized. Lineage: Eukaryota; Metazoa; Arthropoda; Merostomata; Xiphosura; Limulidae. The record is from RefSeq and is a predicted model, not a curated record. The annotation marks the transcript as partial. The transcript is spliced from 6 exons.